AUGUUUCACAAUUCACAUAAGAGUUAGUGAGAGAUAUAGAAGUAUCUGAUAGAGGCAGAGGGAGCAAAUCCAAAGUACUUGUUAUUUUUAUUUCUGUAUUUUACAUUUAAAUACCAAUGCUACCUCGUUACUCGGGUUAUAUAUAUAUAUAUAUUUUGGUGCUAUAUAUAGCCUGAAAUUAGGCAGUACAGUUACCUAGUUCUAUCAAAAGCAAUAAGCAAACAUCAUGAAUUUGAAUCAUUGUGUUCCUACUUGGAAUAAUAUUGAAGAUGCUGUUGAUCCAAUCCAAUCUCAACCACCACCUCUGCCGCCGUUGCCACUUCAACAGCCGCUUUCAAGAACCCUCCCUUCACAAACUCUCUCCACCUCCCUCUCCGCCGGUCCUGAUACGUCUACAUAUGUAUUUUACUGUCAUUGUUAUCUUAUUCUGGUAAAAAAAUUAGAUUACGAAAUGGCAGAGCUAACGUGGGAAAACGGGCAUCUCAUGAUGCAUGGCUUAGGCCUACCGCGUGUGUCAAGCAAAUCUAGCUUAGCCGAAGCCGUGGCGUGGGUUGAUAACUGUGACAAACCUUCCACACGCGCCAACGGCAUGCUUGAGUCUAUAGUAAACCAAGGUUAUCAUAUCCCCAAACCGACACUUCCACCUGGACGCAAAGCAGGCGCGAGUGAACACGAUGAUGACUAUAGUGUUCCAUGGUGUGGCCCUACACCUCCACCUCAUGUUCCUGUCACCCUCGACGCGCUAGUCCCGAAUACUAAUGUUAUGGGGUGUUCAACUCGGGUGGGAUCGUGUAGCACGGCGGCGCGUGUUCCUUUAGGUUCUGAUUGGAGCGUGAGUAAAGGCGCUCCAGAGAGUACAAGAAGGAAGCGACAUGCAGAGGACACGUGUCAACAGUUGAGAAAUAUGAACAAUAACAACGUCCAUACAUCCACGUCAUUGGGGCCGGCGUCGCCAGAAAAUACCAAAACUUGCACCGUUGACGACCAUGACUCUGUUUGCCAUAGUAGGUCUCAGAGAGAAAGAGGCGAGGAGGAGGAGAAUCAGAAGCAAGGUGCAGCAAAAAGGAGUAGGGUUGCUGCUGUUCAUAACCAAUCUGAAAGAAAAAGAAGAGACAAGAUCAAUCAAAGAAUGAAAACUUUGCAAAAGCUGGUUCCCAACUCAAAUAAGACGGACAAGGCUUCAAUGCUGGAUGAAGUAAUAGAGUACCUAAAACAACUACAAGCACAAAUUCAAAUGCUUAACCGGAUGAGCUAUCCAUCGAUGAUGAUGCCACUGGCCAUACAACAACAACUACAAAUGUCGAUGAUGGGAAUGGGAAUGAUGGGAAUGGGAAUGGAUCAAAUGAACAUGAAUAUGAACAUGAACAUGAUGAAUCCAAUGGCGACACGGGCUAACGUCGCCGGAGUCCCACCACCCUCUUUCAUGAAUUUGGGUGGUGCUUAUAACAAUAUGCCAAUAGCGACCACUUGUGAUGGUAACAUUGCAGGUGGUGGAGAAUGCAUAUUGCCUCAAGGAAGCAUGGUCCCGUCAGAUCCCUUAUCAGCGUAUCUUGCUUGUCAAUCACAUCCAUCGAUGACGAUGGAUGCAUAUAGCAAGAUGGCUGCCAUGUACCAACAACUACAGCAACAAACACAACAACUACAACAACAUCAUAAACAACAACAAUGACAAAACUAUUACCGGUAGCCUAGCUAGCUAGUUUCAAUAUGAUGAUAUACCACGUAGGUAUAGGCUCAUUUCAAUUCUAAGUGUUGGCUAAGGUUACUCUAGCUAGCUAGAUUUUUAUACAUAUGAAGCAAAUGAAUUGUAUAUUUGUAUGUAUUAAUUUGAAAGUUAAUUACGGAGUAAUAUAUA
Spinacia oleracea (spinach) is the source of this 1855-nucleotide messenger RNA. Its product is annotated as transcription factor UNE10. Gene Ontology annotation, molecular function: protein dimerization activity. Lineage: Eukaryota; Viridiplantae; Streptophyta; Magnoliopsida; Caryophyllales; Amaranthaceae. The coding region runs from base 227 to 1669 and encodes 480 amino acids. The record is from RefSeq and is a predicted model, not a curated record. Gene Ontology annotation, cellular component: nucleus. The transcript has 6 exons.